Messenger RNA from Homo sapiens (human), 2899 nucleotides. It is a transcript of the gene MTFMT, whose product is annotated as mitochondrial methionyl-tRNA formyltransferase. The transcript is spliced from 9 exons. Gene Ontology annotation, cellular component: mitochondrion. Gene Ontology annotation, molecular function: methionyl-tRNA formyltransferase activity; catalytic activity. Gene Ontology annotation, biological process: conversion of methionyl-tRNA to N-formyl-methionyl-tRNA; translational initiation. The record is from RefSeq and is a predicted model, not a curated record. NCBI's taxonomy places the organism in Eukaryota, Metazoa, Chordata, Mammalia, Primates, Hominidae. Bases 27 to 1349 code for a protein of 440 amino acids.
AGGGCCGGCCGCCGGCGGCCGAGGCGAUGAGGGUGUUGGUGCGGCGCUGUUGGGGUCCUCCGCUGGCUCAUGGCGCCAGGCGUGGGAGGCCGAGUCCCCAGUGGCGAGCACUGGCCCGACUCGGCUGGGAGGACUGCCGGGACUCCAGAGUCCGCGAGAAGCCUCCCUGGCGGGUGCUCUUCUUCGGCACGGACCAGUUCGCCCGCGAGGCGCUGCGGGCGCUGCACGCCGCCAGGUACCCGGGCCAGGGAUCCGGGGACCCGGCCGCUGAAGGCCUCCAGGCCGCGCCCGGGCGGCCGGCCCCGAGGGUUUUGGACUUCUGGUUGCGGAAAGCAUGGGCGGCAGAGCGGUGUGGGCCCAGAUCUCGGCGUCUUCUGGCUCCCAGAAGGGAAAACAAAGAAGAAGAGUUAAUCGACAAACUGGAGGUGGUCACAAUGCCUUCCCCAUCACCAAAAGGACUGCCAGUGAAGCAAUAUGCUGUGCAGUCUCAGCUUCCCGUAUAUGAGUGGCCGGAUGUGGGAUCUGGAGAAUAUGAUGUUGGAGUAGUGGCUUCGUUUGGCCGACUUUUGAAUGAGGCUCUUAUUCUUAAAUUUCCCUAUGGCAUAUUGAAUGUUCAUCCCAGUUGCCUCCCGAGAUGGCGUGGCCCAGCCCCUGUAAUCCAUACAGUGCUUCACGGAGACACAGUUACUGGAGUAACAAUUAUGCAAAUUAGACCUAAAAGGUUUGAUGUAGGCCCAAUUCUCAAACAAGAAACUGUUCCUGUGCCACCCAAGAGCACUGCAAAGGAAUUGGAAGCAGUGUUGUCAAGACUGGGUGCCAACAUGCUCAUUUCAGUUUUGAAAAAUUUGCCUGAAAGUCUGAGCAAUGGAAGGCAGCAGCCAAUGGAGGGGGCGACUUACGCCCCUAAGAUUUCUGCUGGUACCAGUUGUAUAAAAUGGGAGGAACAAACUUCAGAACAAAUAUUCAGACUUUACCGUGCCAUUGGAAAUAUAAUUCCGUUGCAGACGCUCUGGAUGGCGAAUACCAUUAAACUUCUGGAUUUGGUAGAAGUUAACAGUUCAGUCCUUGCUGAUCCAAAAUUAACGGGACAGGCUCUUAUUCCAGGAUCAGUAAUAUACCACAAACAGUCACAAAUACUAUUGGUUUAUUGCAAGGAUGGUUGGAUUGGUGUUCGAUCAGUGAUGCUCAAGAAAUCACUAACAGCUACUGACUUCUACAAUGGAUAUUUGCACCCCUGGUACCAGAAAAAUUCCCAAGCUCAACCAAGCCAAUGCAGAUUUCAGACUCUCAGACUUCCAACAAAGAAGAAGCAGAAAAAAACUGUUGCUAUGCAACAAUGCAUUGAGUAGUUAGGAAGAAGAUGGAUAAAAACCUAUUACAUAUUUGUAAUUUAUUAAAAACCUUAUUUACAAGGAAUUAUCUGGACUUUUUUUUUUUUUUUUUUUUUUGAGACAGAGUCUCACUCUGUCACCCAGGCUGGAAUCCAGUGGCACUAUCUCAGCUCACUGCAACCUCCGCCUCCCAGGUUCAAGCAAUUCUCCUGCCUCAGCCUCCUGAGUAGCUGGGAUUACAGGCACACGCCACCACACGCAGCUAAUUUUUGUAUUUUUAGUAGAGAUGGGGUUUCACCAUGUUGGUCAGGCUGGUCUCGAACUCCUGACCUUGUGAUCUGCCCACCUCAGCCUCCCAAAGUGCUAUGAUUACAGACGUGAGCCACCGUGCCUGGCCUGGAAUUAUCUGGACUUUCAAAGAAGAUGGCAUUAUUAUAAGAAGAGAAGAUUAUUGCCGAAAAGAUGGAUUGCCUCACUUUCCACUUUUUAUGUAACAGUAGUUAAAAAACAGCUUUUUUUUUACUUGAAUUACAAAAAAGUUUAAAUAAAACUUGUAUUUAUGAUACGAAACUCAAGGAGAUUAUCUUUCCUUAAGAACAAGGGCAACCCUAACUGGUGUAUGUAUGUACCUACAUACAUACUGAGAAGAGGUUUUUUGUUUUUAUUUUUAUUUUUUUGAGACGGAGUCUUGUUCUGUGGCCCAGGCUGGAGUGCAGUGGCGUGAUGUCAGCUCACUGCAAGCUCCACCUCCCGGGUUCACACCAUUCUCCUGCCUCAGCCUCCCAAGUAGCUGGGACUACAGGCGUCCGCCACCAUGCCUGGCUAAUUUUUUUUUUUGUAUUUUUAGUAGAGAUGGGGUUUCACUGUGUUAGCCAGGAUGGUCUUGAUCUCCUGACCUCGUGAUCCACCCGCCUUGGCCUCCCAAAGUGCUGGGAUUACAGCUGUGAGCCACCGUGCCUGGCCGAGAAGAGGUUUUUUUAAAAACAGUGCAUCUAUUUAAUUUUUUAAAAAUCGUGUCACCACUGACAUUUUAGGAGUAUUGAAUCUGCAUUUUUUAUUUCCUAUAAGUAGUAAAUCCAGCUCUUUACAUUUCACUACCAGCUAGAUUUAACCAAGUAGUAAACGUAGGUAAUAUUUAAUAAUCUCUGCCACAUUGAUCUGUACUAUAAAUUAACAUUUUACAUCCAGAUUUUAUUUUUUUUUAUUAAUUUUUUUAGAGAUGGGGUCUUGCUCUCUCACACAGUCUGGAGUCCAGUGGCGUGAAACACUGCUUACUGCAUCUUCAACCUCCUGGGCUUAAGUGAUCCUCCAGCCUCAGCCUCCCAAAGUGGGGCCACCACGCCUGGCUAAUUUUCUUUCUUAGUUUUUAAAAAAAAUUUUGUAGAGAUAGGGGUCUCACUAUGUUGCUUAGGCUGGUCUUGAACUCCUGGGCCCAAGCAAUCCUCCUGCCUUGGCCUCUCAAAGUGCUGGGAUUACAAGCAUGAACCACUGCACCCGGCCCAGGUUUUCUUGAAGUAGGAACGUGCUAACAUUUUUCAACUUACUUGUGCAAUAAAGGUUAUUGAGCA